AUGGAUCAAGGAUUUCACCUGCAGUCAUUAAGUGCUGUUGGGCAAGCGUAUAAUCCCUUUGCCGGGAACGUAGAGGCCCAAUCUGACGGUAUAAAUCAAUCAGAGUCUGAAUUUGGGCAGAGUCUGUUUGAGGAGGCGAUUAGCCUAGCCUCUUCAGAUGGCUCACGAGCCCCAGCUCCAGCACCACCCCCUGAUGGUGGAUGGAGAGCGUGGUGUGUCGUUCUGUCGACACACUUGGUAUAUGUGAACACCUGGGGCUGGGUCAACUCUUUUGGCAUUUUCCAGGCCUACUAUGCUGAGCAUCUUGGCCUUCCAGCAAGUAAGAUCUCCUGGAUCGGGUCCAUCAGUGUUUUCCUCCUAUUCUUCGUCGGUACCUUGACAGGACGUCUUGUUGACGCUGGAUAUUUCCGCUGGGUGUUUGCCUGUGGUAUCGUCUUUCAGGUCAUAGGUAUCAUGGUUACUUCGGUCUGUACUGACUAUUGGCACUACUUUGGUGUUCAAGGUGUUCUCGUUGGUCUGGGGCAUAGCUGUCUGUUCUGCCCGGUGCUGGCAGUACUAUCGACAUUCUUUGCUAGAAAGCGAGCUCUAGCCAUGGGAGUCGCAGCAUGUGGAAGUGCAAUAGGAGGUGUUUUGUUUCCCCUCCUGGUUCGAGCUCUUCUUCAAAAGGUAGGUUUUGGCUGGACUCUGCGCAUUGUGGGUUUCGUGCAGCUUUUCCUUCUACUUAUCGCUCUGGUUCUUGUCAAGCCUCGACUUCGACCGCGCCGAUCUGCUCCCCUGGUAGACUUUUCUGCCUUUAAGGAUAUUGAGUACGUGUUGUACGUCACUGCAUCGUUUUUUACUUGCCUGGGGGUAUACUUGGCUUACUAUUUUAUGGCAGCCUUCUCCCGCACAGCUAUCGACCCGGCCUUCACCUUCAAUCAGUCUCUGAAUCUGUUGAUGAUUCUGAACGGCGUUGGAGUUUUUGGGCGACUGCUCGCAAAUUGGACAGCUGAUCACGUCGGUGCCAUCAAUGUCUUCGCACCGCACUCGUUCUUUGCUGGAGUGAUACUAUUUUGCUGGAUGGGGGUUGCCGACAAGCCAGGUCUGUAUGUAUGGUCCGUCUUCUAUGGUAUUCUCGCCGCAGCGAUCCAGAGUCUCUUCCCCACUGGUAUCUCUUUGCUGACUGAGGAUUUGAAUAAGAUUGGUGUUAGGAUGGGAAUGGCCUUCACGAUUGCUAGCUUUGCUUCCCUUGCAGGACCACCUGCUGCAGGUGCGAUUAUUGAUGCAGAGCUUGGCUUCAAGGGCGCGCAGGCGUUUGCUGGUACAUCUAUGUUAUUGGGUGCAUUGUUUCUCAUUGCGGCCAAGAAGAAGAGGAUGGCUAGACUUGGAAUCGGUUGGUUUGACAAGUGCUGA
Fusarium tjaetaba is the source of this 1392-nucleotide messenger RNA. Its product is annotated as monocarboxylate transporter 4. Lineage: Eukaryota; Fungi; Ascomycota; Sordariomycetes; Hypocreales; Nectriaceae. Gene Ontology annotation, molecular function: transmembrane transporter activity. Gene Ontology annotation, biological process: transmembrane transport. The transcript has a single exon. Gene Ontology annotation, cellular component: fungal-type vacuole membrane. The record is from RefSeq and is a predicted model, not a curated record. The coding region runs from base 1 to 1392 and encodes 463 amino acids.